AUGGCACGUGAAACAGACGCGCCCAGGGUCAAAAACGCGUCUCCACUUGGGAUUCGUGACGCGACUCCGAGUCGUCAACCACUGGCAGAGGCCUGCCUGAACUUGAAUGCCCUCCCUCCUGAGCUGAAGUUGCUCAUUUACUCGUAUCUCGAUCCCGUUCAUCUGGCCACCGUUGCGCGUGUAUCGCUCUUCUGGCGCGCGGUGGUCUUGGCCGAUCGACGAUGGGACUCAUGGGUAGCGAUGCUCAAGGACACUUCCUCCGGCAAAUCGCUGAUGGACACGCUCUAUUCCUAUCAAAUGGACCUUUCGCCCAGAAUAAUCGUCUCGCUGUGCUUCAACAUCCAGUGCUCGUCUUGCGGCAAGGACACGGACCAACUGUUCCUCCCGCUUCUCCAACGCGUGUGUACAUUGUGUCAGGUUAAAGAAGUGUAUUCAGUCGCUGCUCUUUCUUCUGCUCUUUCGGCUUACGAUGUGCGACCAAAGGAGGCUAAGGAUGCGGGCCUCGUUGUUCUAGACAUGUCUGAGAAAUCUCUGUCGACCAAUGCUUCCAAACUUGUCAGUGUCACUGCCGUCAAGAAAAUUGCUCUGGCAAAACACGCAAACGAAGCCGCUUUGGAGGUUCACUUGAACAAUCGCAAGGACCGCUUACUCACCAUGCAUAACACCCGCUCCUCUACUUCUGCUCAAACGACAAACCAGCCCCCACGCAAAAAGAUCCGUCUUCUCCUUCAAAGGCCUGCCGCGCUCCGAGACCUGCACACCCCGCUCGACUAUACGCAAGCUUGCAUUGUUUCGACCAACUACCUUGAACUGAGCACUGAAUUUGCGCUCGACCUCUUCCCCGCCGCCCACGCCAACUCAAGCUAUACCUACACCCAAGUCGUCGCCAAGGAACUCAAGUCGUGUCGCAUCUGCCGCAUUGCGGAUUGUCUUCGCAAUGGACUAGGGCUCGAAAUUGCGACGCUGACUGACUUGCGCGGCAUGGAGAAGAUGGUACCGGCCGAUCUCGCACGGCACCAGGAGGUUGUGCACUACGGACGCCGCGCCGCGCGCUGCCAGGGUCUCGGCGAGGACGAGGAGACGUGUCCAGCGUGUUCGAAUCGUUUUGCCUUGGAAGUUGAGCAGGACUUGAAAGAACUGGAGGAGGAGGAGGAGCACUGA
This is a messenger RNA of Mycena indigotica, 1161 nucleotides long. RefSeq lists its product as uncharacterized. NCBI's taxonomy places the organism in Eukaryota, Fungi, Basidiomycota, Agaricomycetes, Agaricales, Mycenaceae. Gene Ontology annotation, molecular function: protein binding. The record is from RefSeq and is a predicted model, not a curated record. Bases 1 to 1161 code for a protein of 386 amino acids. The transcript is spliced from 7 exons.